UCCCCGCCCCCGGCACGAUGGUUCCGCGGGGGGCGGUGACAGCGCAGGGGGAGUGCGUCCCCUUUAAGAGCGGCGUCGCCAUGAUCUGCCUGGUGCUGGGGCUCUUCGCCGGCCUCUUCCACAGCGCCUUCGGCGGGGUCAAUGAACGAACCUUCGUGGCCAUCAAACCGGACGGGGUCCAGCGGCGCCUGGUCGGGGAGAUCAUCCGGCGCUUCGAGAGGAAGGGGCUGCAGCUGGUGGGGAUGAAGCUGCUGCAGGCCUCGGAGGAGCUGCUGAAGGAACACUACAUUGUCCACCGGGACCGUCCCUUCUACAGCCGCCUGGUGAAGUACAUGAGCUCCGGGCCCAUGGUGGCCAUGGUCUGGCAGGGCCUGGAUGUGGUGAAGACAGUUCGUGCCAUGAUCGGAGAGACCAAUCCAGCUGAAUCCAGGCCUGGCACCAUCCGAGGAGACUUCUGUGUUGAAGUCAGCAAGAAUGUGAUCCAUGGCAGUGACUCGGUGGAGAGUGCCCAGCAGGAGAUCUCGCUCUGGUUCCGCCCGGAGGAGCUGCCCUGCUGGGAGGACACAGCUGCACACUGGAUCUACGAGUGAGGAGCAAUCCCAAGGGAAGUUCAUCUUCCUGCUGGGACACAGGACAUUUCCUUCCAUUUCAUAGCAGCUGCUGGGCCUGGCUGCAGAUCCUCUGUGGGAUUCCUCUUCUGCCUGUGGGAUCCUGAGAGCUGGGCUGUGUGUGGAACUCUGUGGUUUAGCUCCUGUCAAGGGGAGCUGUUUCUUUCUUUCUCUCUCUGCUCUAGUAAGUAGUUGGUAUUGUUGCUCUGUUUGCUGCAGCAUCUUAAAUCCCAAGUAGCUCAAGCUGAUUCAUUGAAGUAAAACUUGGGCUCUUUACCCAUUCCUGGGUGUUCUGAUCCCUGCCUGGAGCAGGAGAAUGUAUUUUCCUUGCUGCUGGGAGGGGUGCUGGUCACAAGGUGAUGGGCUUGACAAUUUACCUGCAUUUCUAGAAGGCUUUUCACCAAAGGCUUUUAAAUAAUUGGGCUGCUGUAGGAUAAUGGAGCAAAUUCUUAUUUUGGAGUUCAUUCCAAGACAAGGAAUGAAGGAUGGGACAAUUCUCUCUCCCUUGGUGGGAGCCCUGUGUGCUGGGCUGGCACAAGCUCACCCAGUUUCAGACAUGAUGAGUGAAUCCAUGGAAGGAAGAUUCUCCAAAUGCUGCUAAAUGCACAAUUCCUCAGGCUCUGGCUCCUGAGCUCUGGCUGCUGGGAGUAGGAAGCAUCUCCUCCAGGUCUGUUCUGCUUCUCUGGGGCUGCAUGGUCCUGACCCAGCCUGUCACAGACUGUCCCUCCAUGAUCACUGAUGUGAAGCAGCAGCACUGGGGCAGACACAGAAGGGGGAGAAGGGGGCAGGGAAGGAUUUGUGGAUCUGGGGCUCAGGAAUGACUAUUUAGGGGAGUAUUUAGUUCUCUCCUGUGCACAGCACAGGCUGUGGAGUCCUGGCAUUGAGCUCUGGCAGGUCCCAAGAUCUUCCUUGUCCCCCUGAGAGCUCGCAGUGGAGCUUUCCUGCUGGGAUGGUAGUGGAAACCAGUUUGUCAUGGGCCAGACACCACCUGUGAGCUGUCCCUGUGCCACCAGCUCCUCAGAGUUGUGCUGUGUCUGAGCACCCUGUGCAGCCUCACCAGAGCAUAAGGACAGGGACAGUGACAUGGAAUCCUGCCAUGGAACAGGGACACAGUUAAACCAAGGCAACAAGAUCCCCAAGGCUUUCCUGUGUGCAGGAUGAGUUUGACCUGUGCCCUAAAAGCCUGUCCCUCUGGGUCCUCAGCUUUGUAGGUGCUGGGGAGUGGGGGAAGCUCUUGGGGAGCAGAGUAAAGUCACCCCCACUCGUCCUCCAUGCUGGCCCCAGCGUGGUGGGGCAGGGUGGGAGGUCUCCCUCCAGUGAGUGGGGCUGGACAGCUGCCUCAGCCAAGGCUCCUCCUGCCUUGGGCCUUCUCCAGGCACCUGUGCCCAGCUCUAAAUGCCUGACAGAUCCCAAUUGUUCCUGGAGCUUGUCCACUUGGCUGGAGUCUGGCUGCAGCAGGGCUGCAGGAGAAGACACUGGUGAAGACAGAGGUCCGAGACGAGUGGGAGGAAGGCCACAUUUAUUGUUUAACAGAUGCUUUGAGAAGAGCUGGUGGCACUAAGAGAUGCCAGCUCUGACACAGGAAAACUCUGCCCAAAUACCUGAGCUUCAUCUCCUGCCAUUGCCUCUUCCUGAAGGAUCCCUCUUCUCCCUGACUAUACAGACAAGAUUUAAGAUGCUCUCCUGGUUUCAAAGCCAGCUGAACUCCAGUCAGAUAACGGACCUGACUCAUUGAGACACAAUCCCAGGCCACUCCUCUCCUGUGUGUGUGUAGGUUUGGUGUCUGCCAUGACCUCCUCCUGCUCUGGGGCACAACUGGAGCAGCAGCUGGAGAGAAAGAGCCCCCAGAGACACUGCUGGGAGCAGAGGCUGAGCUGUGGGUGGUCUUCCUCAAGCCCUUUGAAUUGCUUUGCAUGUUGGUUCCUGCUGCUUCUCCUCUGUCCAAGACUGUGUUAAACUGUAACAAUAAAAGUAGAAGCUGUCUGU
Molecule: messenger RNA, 2594 nt
Organism: Parus major (Great Tit)
Lineage: Eukaryota; Metazoa; Chordata; Aves; Passeriformes; Paridae
Gene: NME3
Product: NME/NM23 nucleoside diphosphate kinase 3
Exons: 5
Coding region: 18-590 (190 amino acids)
Biological process (GO): CTP biosynthetic process; UTP biosynthetic process; GTP biosynthetic process
Molecular function (GO): nucleoside diphosphate kinase activity
Source: RefSeq, a predicted model, not a curated record